This is a messenger RNA of Pogoniulus pusillus (Red-fronted tinkerbird), 2441 nucleotides long. It is a transcript of the gene ZDHHC18, whose product is annotated as zinc finger DHHC-type palmitoyltransferase 18. Gene Ontology annotation, cellular component: endoplasmic reticulum; Golgi apparatus. The record is from RefSeq and is a predicted model, not a curated record. The coding region runs from base 29 to 1114 and encodes 361 amino acids. Gene Ontology annotation, biological process: protein targeting to membrane; peptidyl-L-cysteine S-palmitoylation. The transcript has 8 exons. Lineage: Eukaryota; Metazoa; Chordata; Aves; Piciformes; Lybiidae. Gene Ontology annotation, molecular function: protein-cysteine S-palmitoyltransferase activity.
GGCGGGGCCGCGCCGGGCGCCGAGCGCCAUGAAGGACUGUGAGUACCGGCAGAUCCCGCCCGGGGUAGCGGUCCCGGCACCCGGUGCAGUCGCCUCGCCGCCUCCGUUACCCACCGGUUCGGAACGGCCCGGUGCGGCCCGUCGUCCCCGGCGGAAGUGGGAGGUGUUCCCGGGCCGUAACCGCUUCUACUGCGGCGGCCGCCUCAUGCUGGCGCGGCACAGCGGCGUCUUCGCUCUCACGCUCGGCCUCAUCCUGGCCACCAGCGGCCUCUUCUUCGCCUUCGACUGCCCCUUCCUUGCCAGUCACCUCACCUUGGCCAUCCCCAUCAUUGCAGCCGUCCUCUUCUUCUUUGUCAUCAGCUGCCUGCUGCAGACCAGCUUCAGAGACCCAGGAAUCCUGCCCAGAGCCACCCCCAGCGAGGCUGCAGACCUGGAGAAGCGCAUCGACAGCAUGGGCACCUCCAGCUACCGCCCUCCGGCGCGCACCAUGGAGGUGGUGAUCAACAAGUACGUGGUGAAGCUCAAGUACUGCUACACCUGCAGGCUCUUCCGCCCACCCCGCACCUCCCACUGCAGCGUCUGCGACAACUGCGUGGAGAGGUUCGAUCACCACUGCCCCUGGGUGGGCAACUGCGUGGGGAAGCGCAACUAUCGCUACUUCUACGCCUUCAUCCUCUCCCUCUCCUUCCUGACCGCCUUCAUCUUCGCCUGCGUCGUCACCCACCUCACCCUGCGCUCUCAGAGGGAUGGGUUCCUUGCCACCCUGAAGACAACACCUGCAAGUGUGCUGGAGUUGGUGAUUUGCUUCUUCUCAGUCUGGUCUAUUCUGGGCCUCUCAGGUUUUCACACUUACUUAGUUGCCUCCAACCUGACUACGAACGAAGAUAUCAAAGGGUCAUGGUCAAGUAAGAGGGGCUCAGAGUUUGCCAAUCCCUACAGCCAUAAAAGCAUCCUCACGAACUGCUGCGCGGUGCUGUGUGGACCUUUCCAUCCCAGUUUGAUAGACAGAAGAGGCUUUAUCCAGCCAGAGGUCGGGACCCCGUCCAGCCCCAAGAGUGAAAUCCCCUCCUUUGGAGCCAAACCUGACACCAGCAUGGUAGGAGGCAUCCCCUAGCAGUGCUGUGACCUACCCAGUGCCUGCUGUGCUGCACCUGGCUCCAGCCACUGCCUUGCCCUCUUCCCAUCUCCCCGGGCUCAGGAGGGACAGACCCAGAGCUGCCAGAGACUCACCUGAGCCACUUGUUGCCUUUUUUAUUAAUUUAUUGCCUUUGUUGCUUGUUCCACUGUGAUGUGGCCUGCCUGGGCCCUUGGCCUGCCUGGCCAGCAGCGUGGGAGACCCCCAGACGCCUGCAGAAAGCAGAGGGUCCCUGCUGCACCCUGGGGCCCAGGCGGCGUUGGGGAGCCAGCAGACCCCUGAGCCUGGGGUGUCUGCUCCAGGGUGCCGUUGCCUUUCUGAGAUGGGCCCGGGCUGGGGGACUGGCAAACGGUUCCCAGUCUCAGGCUGGUGGAGGUGCAGGAUCCCUGAAGCCCUCUGGCUCUCCACUGACACCUCCUGCUGGCAGGGCAGGGCUGCUCUGCUGCUCCGCGGCCAGGCCCUCGCCUCGGGCACCGCCAGCAGCUGCUGUGCCCUGGGGAGUUGGGGCUGCUCAGCUGGAGGGCUCCCGGUGGAGGUGGAGGCUACCCAAGUGUGCCAGCUGCUGUCGGCCCUGCCCUCUGGUGCUUGGUUUGGCCUCACCAGUCUGAGAGGCAGGAGUUAGGCUGAGCCCUGCUUCGUGGGAGGAAGCAGCAGGCAGUGCUCUGUGCUGCUUGGCAAGGCUGCAGGUGUUGGGACUGGGGGACUCUGAGCCCCGGGGGCUCACCCCCUUCCCAGGUGGGGUUUGGCAGAGGAAGCAGUGAGUGGGAGAUCAGGAGAUGUCCUGUCAAUAGGAGACCAGGAGGCACCAGAGAAGGCUGUGAAUCCCAGGGGGGCUUCCCAGGUGCUGCUCUCUGAGAACCUCACCUUGAGCUCUGGGUUUGGGUUUCUGGCUGGCAGAUGAGCACCCUGCACCCUGCCAUCCCCAGCACCCUGGGAGAAGUCCCCUGGGGCCUGGGCUCGUCCACCAGCAGCACUCUGUGUGUGCAGCAGCACAGCAGAGCCAGCUCUGUGCCACAGGCCCUGUCAGCAAUACUUGAAUCCUGUUCCUGGAGCUGCUGGAUGCUUUUGCACAGUUCCUGGGUGGGCUUUUCGUCUGCGUGGGACUUCUGCUCGGUGCAGCUGGUGUGCAUGUUGGCACCGGGGCAGAGGCUGUGCUUGGGGGCAGGAUGCCUACCCAGGUUUUCCCACGGGUCAGACUCUUCUGUUUUGACCUCAGGCAGCACAUCUCUGGGGGCAGCCUGUGCCCACCGCAGUCACCAGCGUCGUGCCCUGCACACCAGGAGUGACCACUCCAGGCUGUGCCCGG